This is a messenger RNA of Alnus glutinosa, 1109 nucleotides long. RefSeq names its product scopoletin glucosyltransferase-like. Lineage: Eukaryota; Viridiplantae; Streptophyta; Magnoliopsida; Fagales; Betulaceae. The record is from RefSeq and is a predicted model, not a curated record. Gene Ontology annotation, molecular function: UDP-glycosyltransferase activity. Bases 99 to 1073 code for a protein of 324 amino acids. The transcript has a single exon.
UAAAAGCAACUGCUGUUACUUUUUCCCUGAGCCUCAAACCACGCUUUCUAGUUUCUCCUUCAACGCAACUCCGGUAUUGUUGUAGCUAGCUAGACGCCAUGGAUACUGAAAUUGAUCAGCUUCAUGUUCUAUUCUUCCCUCUAAUGGCACAAGGCCAUAUCUUACCAACCUUAGACAUGGUCAGGCUCUUUGCAGCCAGAGGCGUGAAGACCACCAUAGUCACCACCCCUCACAACGCCCCUCUCUUUACCAAAACCAUCAAGAGCACCCAAAACUCUCCCUCCAAAAUCACCCUCGAAUUCAUCAAUUUCCCCGCAAAAGAGGUCGGCCUCCCGGAAGGCCUUGAGAAUCUGGAUUCAGUCACCAACCAAGAGCUCCACCGCAAAUUCUUCGACGCCCUUUCUUUGCUCCAACAACCUCUCGAAGAUCUCAUACAGGAACUACGCCCGCGCGCCCUCGUCGCCGACAUGUUCUUCCCGUGGGCCACGGAUACGGCAUCCAAGUUCGGAAUCCCGAGGUUGGUCUUCCACGGAACUAGCUUCGUCUCAAUGUGCGCUAUGGAAAGCAUAAAACAACACGAACCUCACAAAUCUGUCUCCUCCGACACAGAGCCUUUUGUCCUGCCCGGCCUGCCGGACCAAAUCAAGUUGACAAGAAUGCAACUCGCGGAUCAUCUACGGCUAGGAAUGGAGAACACCUUAACAAGGUUGCUAGGUAGAGCUGGAGAAGCGGAAAAGCGAAGCUUUGGGAUGAUUGUUAAUAGCUUUUACGAGCUCGAACCGCGUUAUGUUGAACAUUACAGGAAGGUUAUAGGAAGGAAGGCCUGGCAUAUAGGCCCGCUUUCUCUUUGCAAUAAGAAUGCUGAAGAUAAAGCCCAGAGAGGAGGAAACGUUAACGCACCCUCCAUUGAUGAGCAUGAGUGCUUGAAAUGGCUUGCUUCCAAGAAACCCAAUUCCGUUGUCUACAUAUGCUUUGGAACUGUCUCAAAGUUCCCACCUUCUCAGUUGCAGGAGAUUGCAUUAGCCCUUGAGGCUUCGAUUCCAAUUAAAGCAUAUUUAUUGCCGCCAAACUAAAGCUUAAGAAUAACUAUUCAUUCUAUCCUCUUUCAU